This is a messenger RNA of Rhododendron vialii, 1835 nucleotides long. Its product is annotated as RNA polymerase II C-terminal domain phosphatase-like 4. Lineage: Eukaryota; Viridiplantae; Streptophyta; Magnoliopsida; Ericales; Ericaceae. Gene Ontology annotation, molecular function: RNA polymerase II CTD heptapeptide repeat phosphatase activity. The coding region runs from base 164 to 1528 and encodes 454 amino acids. The record is from RefSeq and is a predicted model, not a curated record. The transcript is spliced from 9 exons. Gene Ontology annotation, cellular component: nucleus.
GAACAACGAUAAACUAGGGCUUUAUUUGGUCGCUUGUAUACACAGUACAGUACUGUCCAAUUACCAACGCCAUUGUUUUCCAUUCCAAAAUCAAUCUCUCUCUCUCUCUCUCUCUCUCUCUCUCCAAUUACUACGCAAUUUCAAUCGGCCCAAAAUCGAACAGAUGAGUCUUGCGGCGGCUGAAUCGCCACAACAUUCGUCGAGCAGCGACGACUUUGCUGCAUUCCUGGACGGAGAGCUAGAUUAUACUUCCGACACGCUACCUGACGAGGAAGACGAGGAUGAGGGUGAUACGGGCAGGGUUAAAAGGCGAAAGGUGGAGGUUCAGGAAGGCGUGGAGGGUCCUGAGGGUUGUUCAACUUCGCAGCUAGACAUAGAACAAAUUUUAGAAGCAUCUACUGAGGAGGACAUGUGCAAGCAUCCUGGUUUUAUUUCGGGACUGUGUUAUAUGUGUGGGCAUAAGGUGGAUGUAGAAAAAUAUGAUUCAGUUGCAUUGACGUAUGUACAUCAGGGGAUGAGGGUUGUUACUGAUGAAAUUGCUCGAGUAGGAAAGAAUGAGUCAAAGAAAUUGUUACGUCAAAAGAAGCUUUAUUUGGUUCUUGAUUUAGACCAUACACUGCUCAAUUCAACUCGGCUUGUAGAUGUAACACCAGAAGAGGAAUAUUUGAAGAGCCAAAUAGAUUCUCUACGAGCAAAAGAUAUUUCAAGAGGCAGUUUAUUCAGAUUGGACUUCAUGAACAUGUUGACCAAGUUGAGGCCAUUUGUUCGUACCUUCCUGGAAGAAGCAAACAACAUGUUUGAGAUGUACAUAUAUACCAUGGGGGAACGUUCUUAUGCAUUGCAAAUGGCAAGUUUGCUAGACCCUGAAAAAGUAUACUUCAGAUCUGGAGUCAUUGCAAAAGAUGAUUCCACUCAGAAACAUCAAAAGGGUCUUGAUGUGGUACUGGGGCAAGAAAGUGCUGUUCUAAUUCUUGAUGAUACAGAAUCGGUGUGGGCAAAGCACAAGGAGAACCUGAUACUGAUGGAAAGAUAUCAUUUCUUUGCCUCAAGUUGUCGGCAAUUUGGGUUUAAUUGUAAGUCUCUAUCUGAGUUGAAAAGUGAUGAAACUGAGACUGAAGGGGCACUUGCUUCCGUUCUUAAAGUCCUUAAGCAGAUACAUAGUAUGUUCUUUGACUCGGAACCGGGGGCUGAUCUUGCAGACAGAGAUGUAAGACAGGUUCUAAAAACAGUAAGGAGGUCAGUCCUGAACGGGUGUACAGUUGUCUUCAGCCGGGUUUUCCCAACUAGAUUCCAGGCCGAAAACCAUCAUCUAUGGAAGAUGGCGGAGCAAUUGGGAGCGAUUUGCUUGACAGAAGUGGACCCAUCAGUGACACAUGUGGUGUCCACCGAUACUGGAACGGAGAAGUCUCGCUGGGCCCUUCAGGAGAAGAAGUUUCUGGUCCACCCACAAUGGAUCGAAGCCACCAACUAUUUCUGGCAAAAGCAGCCGGAAGAUAAGUUUCCGGUAAGCCAACCGAAGAGCCAGUGAUUUAUCUCCCUUUAGAGCUAACCCGAAGUUUGGUAGCUAAAGUAUUGGGUGUAUAAGAUACUACUUUGUAUGUCUGAUUUUCCAAUACUGGUAGCUAAAGUCCUGGUUGAUUACAUUCACCCUGCCAUUUUUGUUCAUUGUUUUCAUUCGAUUUUGCUGUUUUUGGUUACACGCUUUUGGGAACUUAUUUGACUCCACUGAUGAGGGUAGAUUGACAUUGUAACUGUAAUUUAGGACUUGGAGGAAACAGUAGAAUGUACUUUUUAACAGAAGAUAUACUCAAUGUAAAUGUUGUUUGCCGACAAAA